Molecule: messenger RNA, 1168 nt
Organism: Ruditapes philippinarum (Manila clam)
Lineage: Eukaryota; Metazoa; Mollusca; Bivalvia; Venerida; Veneridae
Exons: 3
Coding region: 315-833 (172 amino acids)
Source: RefSeq, a predicted model, not a curated record
UGCGGCGACUUUAAUAUGCGGCAUAUUAUUAUCAUCACCAAUCAAACAAUCAAAUCAAAGGCAAUUGAUUUGUUGAGAUGAUUUCAAAACAGCUUGGUGUUUUAUUAUCAACAACAACAAUUGCUAUAAUUAUAAUUGCCAAAUAAAUGUUGUUGUUGUUGCUGUUUUAUUAUCCUGCUGAUAUAAAUAUUUAGCGAAUUUCAAAUCUUUCAUCAUUCAAUUUUUCCGUUCAUGCAAAGUUGUACAUAUUGUUAUGAAUAAUACAAUUUGUGAAAGAAAAAACGCCUACAGUACAGUCAUUCACUUACGUAACGAUGGAUUUGAAACCGAGAUCAAGACUAGAUUUUGAAAUAUUUACAAAUGAGGUGAAAGGAAAAGUUAAACGUCAUUCGGAUACCCUCGAAUUUACUUCUACGACAAAAAGAAAACGAUUUCAGUGCUUCACAUCAACACCGAAAUCAGAAGCGACAAAUGUUUGUCCUAUGUCCAGCAUCAAACCAUCUGAGCAGUCUACGGAAUCUGAUAGUGUCGGGUCACGUGUCAAUAUUCUAAAUACACUUCCGGGACAACCCUGCGAUCCUAGCGCCAUCUCACCGGAAACGAUGUCUGAGGUUUUGUACGACAAUGUGAGGGUUAAAGAUUGUGGAAAUCAGUGUGGAUUGAAAGUCGGACAAAUUAAAGAAAAACGUUUUUCUCAAACAUUCAAGCCGAUACUGCAAAAGGAUAACAGCGAUGCCUUACGUAACUUCCGGAUAACGUCAAAAUGGUGGGCAGCAAAAGACAAAUUCCGUAAAUCAGAGACUUCCGGUUCAGGACUUCGACUUAGAAUUUAAAGUGUAUAAAGCAAUAAACAUUUUUAUUUUUAAUGGUCUUGUGAAAAUGUUUAAAAAAAGUUUCACGACCUUCAAAUAUAAGCAAGUAAUUCUGAACAAUGUUUUAUAUGUUGUGCGAAAAAUUCCAUAUGACAUCAUUGACAUGGUACCUUAUGUUGGAAUUGAAAUAUAUACUCUUUGUUUAAGAUCUGAAUAAAAAUUAAAUUAUAUAAGUAGAUUUGUUCUUUAUGUUAAAAAGUUUUGAUAGAAUUUGCUCUGAUAUUAUUGAUAAAAGGUUAUAUAAUCUGAAAAUGUUUGCACCGUUAUGAUAAUGACGAUGAUUGUGAUGAUGAUGA